CUCAACACUCCCUUCCCAUUGUCAGUCACACUGCCUCUCUGCAUGAAAUACUAAAACAAGCGUGUGGAUUUACUGGCAAUGGAAGGAACUGAGUCAACAACUAGAGAGAGAACAACAACAGGAAAUGUUGGGAAUCAGGCAGCAGUCAACAUGGAGCUGAUGUCUGGCAAGCCUUUGCAUCGCUUUGUCCGAAACGAGCCCAGAAGUCUUGGGAUUGUCAUGUUGGUCUUUGGCUGUGCAGAGCUCCUGAUGGGAUUUCCCCUGGCCAAACAAGGUGCGCGCACAUCUUGGACAAUCUACAUUCCCCUCUGGCAGGGAGCUCUGUUUCUUGUCUGUGGGAACCUGUCUAUCUACACUGGGAUACAUCCAUCCAAGAAGAUGGUGACCGUGUCUUUGGCCAUGUAUGUGGUUACACUUUUGGGAGUCUUCGUCUCUAUUGGCUACAGGAUAUCCACCUUGAUCGAAUAUUCUUUCAUUUACUACUACAGGGGCUGGUAUAGUGAUGAAAGUACAGUAAACAGAAUGGGACAGCUUACUGGUAUUGAGAGCAUAUUGCUCACUUCCUCUGUGUGUGUGUUGGCGCUUCUCAUCUUCUUGAGUACCAUCGCACGUUUAGCUCUGAAAUCCACACACUCUCAGGUUAUUUUCCAGCACAUCCCGACACCCCGGAGUGACAAAACGUGAAACUAAUCUCAACCUUUUGAAGUAUUAUUCUACAUGAACUAACACUGUUUUCCUGCAGCACACCUGUCCUGUGAAAGAAG
Molecule: messenger RNA, 764 nt
Organism: Epinephelus lanceolatus (giant grouper)
Lineage: Eukaryota; Metazoa; Chordata; Actinopteri; Perciformes; Serranidae
Product: membrane-spanning 4-domains subfamily A member 4A-like
Cellular component (GO): membrane
Source: RefSeq, a predicted model, not a curated record